Molecule: messenger RNA, 492 nt
Organism: Leptonychotes weddellii (Weddell seal)
Lineage: Eukaryota; Metazoa; Chordata; Mammalia; Carnivora; Phocidae
Source: RefSeq, a predicted model, not a curated record
GCGUCCCCGCCGGCCCUGCCGACGUGGCGGGGCGGAACCCGCCGGGCGCUCCCGCGCGCACUCGGCAGCCGGAGUGAUAUUAAAAUGUCUGACGAUGCUGGUGACACCUCAGCCAUUAGAGACAAAGCAGAAAUUGCCAAGAUGCCCGAGAGUGAGUUUUCACCCAAAGACACAGAAGCGCGCUGUGAUUCAGCUAUGAUUUCAAAUGAGCCAACAGCAGCUGACGCCAGAGGAGAUGGGCAUGAAAAUGCCACCGUCCAGGGUGCAGAGACUACUGACACUGGGCAUCUUGAGCAGCGCCAACACACCAGCACCACGGAGCCCCACCUCAAUGGAGAAGUGACUGAGGAUGCACUUGCUGAAUGCAUCGACUCCGUCAGCCUCGAGGCAGAACUUGGAUCUGAAAUACCCCUGAAAGAACAGACUAAUCCGGUAGGUGUGGUUCAUUCGACUCAGUUCAACCUAAGUUCUUACUGAUACCUGUCAUGGGCA